AUGUUAAGGGCGUCGAGAUGGUGGGCAGGGCGUACGCCGCCGGUCAUCGGCGGCUCGAAGAGGGCGCGUUUUAGUGGUAUAGACGACAAUCCCCGGAUUACGAGGAAGCCGUGGGAUACCUCAGAGCUGCUGAUGCUGGAUUACGGUUGGGAACGCGGGACUCUGCCCAAAUUCAGGGCCCGGAGCCCAUACCACAGACAGCAAAUUGCCCAUCGCAUGGUCACCGAGCUUAUUCGAAAGGAUUACGUGAUUGUGGGAGGGGCUCGCGCCCCGGCGCUGCGCAUUCUCGCGGAUCAUGUGGUCGAGCUCGCCAAAGCUGGGGAUACGAACUCCCGGCAGCACUUGGCCCACUUCCUGCAGGAUCCUUUGAUGGUGGACAAGGCAUUCGACGAGUAUCCGCGGCGGUUUCGCGAUAUGCACUCCAAGUAUGCCAUGAUGACGCGUUUGAAGGGGCGUCGUCGUGCGGAUUGCGUGGCCAUGUACUUUGUCGAGUACAAGAAUCGCGACCUCAGCGACAAUCACAAGGGCGAGGACUACAGUGUCGGGCCGGAGCGGUUUUUCUUGCCCCCGCGCGUGGUGGAGGCGGAAAAGGGGAUCCAGCGCCCUCCCCACAUGCAGAUGGCCUUUGACCGCUGGGCGAGCAAGUUCAAGACGGAGGAAUUCCACCACUGGUGGCGACUGCGGCACGCCAAGCUACGGUACUGGGGCGUGCGCAAUGUCCCCCACCCCUCCGAGGUGGACCCGCUCUGGACCGAAAAGGACGAGGAGGAAUGGCAUAGCGAGAUGCUAUCGCGCACCGCAGAUUUUGAGGAUAUCGAUUUGGACAGCGAGGAGUUCGAGGCGUCGGGCGAGGGCUGA
Phytomonas sp. Hart1 is the source of this 858-nucleotide messenger RNA. Lineage: Eukaryota; Euglenozoa; Kinetoplastea; Trypanosomatida; Trypanosomatidae. The record is from the annotation of a GenBank genome assembly.